Messenger RNA from Colletotrichum destructivum, 306 nucleotides. RefSeq lists its product as uncharacterized. The record is from RefSeq and is a predicted model, not a curated record. NCBI's taxonomy places the organism in Eukaryota, Fungi, Ascomycota, Sordariomycetes, Glomerellales, Glomerellaceae. Bases 1 to 306 code for a protein of 101 amino acids. The transcript has a single exon.
AUGAAUCGCAACUGGCCGAACCCGGAGUUCCAGUUUAACGUUGUUAAAAAACACUGUGAUUUUCGGGACCUUGACCGCCUGCUCGACUCCGGCGGCAAUGAUUUUCUCUAUGCGCGCAAGCCCCUGGCAAAGCACGCCUUUGAACGGUCUAGACGGAUUGUCCUAAUCUUACGUUGUUGCAACAAGCUAGGUAGGUCGAGUCACGAUCCCUGCAUGCCGGCAUGCCGGCAUUUACCCCCUGCUGCCGGCCCGUUUCCUGGUUUGUGCGCAGAACGCAGAACUCAAUGUCUGGUUGAACGUCUUUGA